GACGCCACAGAACAUCAACAACUCACAUGUGGCUUACGAGCACCGUUGCUGUGCCGUGCUAGCAACAACUGGGUAAUGUGGAGCCGAUGUCCCAGCCGAAACACCACAUCGAAAUAAAUAUCACACAGCUAACGACAGUCGUUUUGUACACAGCUAAACCUGACCCAACAUGCCUCCGAAGAAACCCCCCCAGGUUCCGGGGAAUAAAAAAACUCAAGAGAAGAAAAAGGAAAAGAUAAUUGAGGAUAAGACAUUUGGCUUGAAGAACAAGAAAGGGGCCAAACAGCAGAAGUACAUCAAAAACGUUACUCAGCAAGUAAAAUAUGGACAACAAAGUGCACGACAGAUUGCCCAGGCUGAGGCAGAAAAGACCACAAAGAAAUCUGAUAAGAAGAAAGAGUUGGACGAACUCAAUGAGCUGUUUAAACCUGUAGUCACUGCCCAGAAAGUCAGCAAAGGUGUCGACCCAAAGUCAGUGCUGUGUGCAUUCUUUAAGCAGGGCCAGUGCACUAAAGGCGACAAGUGCAAGUUCAGCCAUGAUUUGUCAAUGGAGAGGAAAUGUGAGAAGAGAAGCGUCUACGUGGAUGAAAGAGACGAAGACCUGGAGAAAGACACGAUGGAGAACUGGGAUGAGAAGAAGCUGGAGGAGGUGGUCAACAAAAAACACGGAGAAGCUGAGAAGAAGAAAGCUAAAACACAAAUUGUGUGUAAGUACUUCUUGGAGGCCAUAGAGAAUAACAAGUACGGCUGGUUCUGGGUGUGUCCGGCGGGGGGCGAUAGCUGCAUGUACCGGCACGCCCUGCCGCCCGGCUUUGUACUGAAAAAAGACAAGAAGAAGGAGGAGAAAGAGGAGGAAAUCUCGUUGGAGGAACUGAUAGAAAACGAGCGUGCAGCUCUGGGUGUCAACGUGACUCGGAUCACCCUGGAGACGUUCCUGGCUUGGAAGAAGAGGAAAAGGCAGGAGAAGUUGGACAAAGCGAGGGAGGAGAUGGAGAAGAAGAAGGCCGACUUUAAGGCUGGAAAAUCGCUAGUGGUGAGCGGCCGUGAGGUGUUCGAGUUCCGUCCAGAGCUGGUCGACGAUGACGACGCUGAAGCUGAUGACACUCAAUAUGCCAACGAAGAAGAUGAAGAUGAUGAGGAAGAGAUUGAUACUACAGAGGUCCAGGACAUAGAUUUAUCUCGUUUUGUUCCUCAAGAGGUCGACGACACAGGCAUUACCGUAGCAUCCAUGGACCGUUUCACCUCCAGGAGUCAACCGACAGAAGAAGACAACGAUGGACUUAAUCAGGGACAAAUAAGCACAAUGCGAAUACUUCUGAUGCACAAAUUAACAAACAAAACUCCAACAUGCCCGUCUACAGAGGAGCAGCUGAACGGAGCUUGCGGCGGCGCCGAGGCCAACGGGCUUUCAGGAGCAGAGGGGGGAGGAGGGGAGGAUGAGGAGGCGGAGGAAGAGGAGGUACCGGUGGAUGAGAACCUGUUCACGGGGGAAGAUCUGGAGGAGCUCGACGAGGAACUCAACACACUGGCGCUGGAAGAUUGAGAGGGAGCGCGUGAGGUGGAGGUUAGGACGGACUAAGUGACAAAGGGAUGGACUGAUGGAUGCAUGGAGCUAAACAACAAAGAGACCAGAUGUUUGAAUGAUUUUAAAUUUCAGAGACUCCAGUAAUAAAGCCUGAUUAUGUCAUGA
Messenger RNA from Xiphias gladius (swordfish), 1690 nucleotides. RefSeq names its product zinc finger CCCH-type containing 15 (gene zc3h15). Lineage: Eukaryota; Metazoa; Chordata; Actinopteri; Istiophoriformes; Xiphiidae. Bases 170 to 1543 code for a protein of 457 amino acids. Gene Ontology annotation, cellular component: cytosol. The transcript is spliced from 11 exons. Gene Ontology annotation, molecular function: mRNA binding; metal ion binding. The record is from RefSeq and is a predicted model, not a curated record. Gene Ontology annotation, biological process: cytoplasmic translation.